UUAAUGACGAGUUCGACAUUACGGGAGUCGUAUACUUUGUAUGUUAAACAACCGCUCAUUCAACAUGUUUAAAGUAAUUACGGUGUGUAUGUGGCUAUUCGCCUUCAACAAUCUUGUGUCGUCCGAGUAUAUUUAUGAAGGUUUGAGCAACACGUACGAACCAGACUGGUGGCAAACGGAAAUUAUCUAUCAAAUUUAUGUGAGAUCGUUCAGAGACAGCGAUGGAGACGGGAUUGGAGACCUAAACGGUAUAACAGAAAAAGUCUCAUACUUCAAAAGUAUAGAUGUUGGCGCCGUUUGGUUAUCGCCGAUAUUCCUUUCACCGCAAAAUGAUUUUGGUUACGAUAUUUCUGACUACAAGGAGAUCGAUCCUAUUUAUGGUACGAUGGCAGACUUUGAACGAAUGAGAGAUGAGUUUCACAAACAUGGCAUAAAACUUUUAUUGGACUUUGUACCAAAUCACACAAGUGAUGAACAUGAAUGGUUCCAAAAAUCAAUCAAGAAAAUAGAGCCUUUUACUGACUAUUACGUAUGGAAAGAUCCAGUCGUUGACAAACAUGGCAAUAACACGCCUCCGAGUAAUUGGUUGGGUGUGUUUAACAGUGGAUCUGCGUGGGAAUGGAAUGAUGAACGUCAACAAUAUUAUUUACAUCAGUUUCAAGUGAAACAACCUGACUUAAACUACAGAAAUCCGUCGGUUAGAGAAGAAAUUAAGAACACACUAUUAUAUUGGUUGGGACGUGGCGUCGAUGGGUUUAGAUUCGACGCAGUUAACUAUCUGUUUGAAAGAGAAGAUCUAGCUGAUGAACCAAAGUCCAACAAAAUCGGCUAUUUGGACACCGAUUACGAUUCUUUAACGCAUACGAGCACUCUUGAUCAACCGGAAACUUAUUCCAUCGUACGGCAAUGGAGACAGAUGCUGGAUAGUUACAGGACCCGGGAAAAGAAAACCAAGUUUAUGAUGGUGGAAUGUUACUCACCUUUUAAUAAAACCAUGAUGUACUACGGUAAUCAGUCAGAACCAGGUGCUCAUUUUCCAUUCAACUUUUUAUUCAUUAACACGUUCGAUCAACAAUCGGAUGCUGCUAGAGUUCAUGAAUUGAUUAGAUCUUGGAUUAAAGGCAUGCCCAGUGGCAUGUGGCCAAAUUGGGUGUUAGGUAACCAUGAUAACUCGAGAGUGGCUACAAGAACCAAUCCAAUGUUAGUCGAUGGAUUACACAUGAUUCAACAUCUUUUGCCUGGCACUUCAGUGACUUAUUACGGAGACGAACUCGGUAUGAUAGAUACAAACGUUCGUUGGGACCAAACUGUUGAUCCAGCAGGGCUUAACGUCGGACCUUAUAGAUUUUUGAAAUUCAGCAGAGAUCCAGUAAGGACUCCAUUCCCGUGGGAUAGUACAUAUAACGCAGGUUUUUCUAAUUCAUCUAAUUUAUGGCUUCCUCUUAACGCCGAUUAUUGGAAAAAAAAUAUAGCAGAAGAAACAAAGUAUAAAAGUAAUCUAAGGUCAUACAGGCAAUUAGCUCGGUUAAGGAGGAGUCUGACAUUCGUCAAAGGCGAUUUGCAUCUAUACACUUUAUCCAAAUGGGUAUUUGGAUUUUCACGGAGUUUUUAUGAUCAUCCAACAUACUUCAUUGUAGUCAACUUCGGAAGUGAAAUAGAAAUAGUUAAUUUGCUGAAACAUAGAAAUACUUUACCGAUGACUUUAAAAAUUAAGGUCUCUAGUAUUAACUCUGGUUAUGUUACCGGAAAUUUAGUAAGCACAGAAAGUGUGUUACUGCGUCCAAAAGCAGCUCUUGUACUCACAACCUCAAGAAUAAAUGAAGAUACAUUUUCUAAUUUGUAGAAUAUUAAAAAUAUAACGAACUUAUAAAAAUUAUUAUUAAUUAAAUUAUUUUAAUUAGUUCUCAAUAAAUUAAACCCGUUUAACAUUA
This is a messenger RNA of Rhopalosiphum maidis (corn leaf aphid), 1931 nucleotides long. RefSeq names its product maltase A1-like. Gene Ontology annotation, biological process: carbohydrate metabolic process. The transcript has 10 exons. The record is from RefSeq and is a predicted model, not a curated record. Bases 41 to 1843 code for a protein of 600 amino acids. Lineage: Eukaryota; Metazoa; Arthropoda; Insecta; Hemiptera; Aphididae.